AUGGAUAGAUUCUGGACGACCCCCCGCCAAUUCUCCCUUCUCGCAGCUCUGGUCCCGCGGCUGGUUCAGGCCCAACCCUUGGCCCAGCGGAAGCCGUGGCUGGUGGGGCUGGGGGCUGCACUGGCCUCCCUGUUCCUCAUCUUUGUCCUCACCUUGGUCUAUGCCAUCUGGUGCAGCGAGCCCGGGGACAGCGAUCAAGAGAAGGAAAAGGAGACUGUGAGAAAUGAGGAGAAGGAGGGAGAGGGCGACUGGGGGUUGGAACUGGAGGAGAGAGGGGCCUCCGAACCAUGA
Molecule: messenger RNA, 291 nt
Organism: Physeter macrocephalus (sperm whale)
Lineage: Eukaryota; Metazoa; Chordata; Mammalia; Artiodactyla; Physeteridae
Product: small integral membrane protein 24-like
Exons: 3
Coding region: 1-291 (96 amino acids)
Source: RefSeq, a predicted model, not a curated record